AAUAAUCCAGUCAAUAUUAAGAUUGUUUUUGUACGUUGUCUGUUUCUCUGUGCAGCAACUUCCAUCCAUCCAUCUGUUCAUUCAUUCAUUCAACCAAGCAACCAACUAAUAAACCGACCGACCAUUCAUCAGAGCCAAGAGUUUCAAAUACAAGCACGUGUUCUAUUGGAAAUUGUAAUUGUUGUGUAUUAAAGGAAUUUGAAUUUACAAAUAAAUAAAACGAGUCUAAAUUCUACUUAAAAAUGAGUGCUGUCGAUUCGAUUAUAAAUUUUAAACGUGAUCCCAAUGAGGAUUUCUAUGGCAUGCUCAAUUGUGAUGAGAAUUCAUCGAUUGAGCAAAUUCAAGCUGAAUACAAGGUUUUAGCCUUGCAAUAUCAUCCGGAUAAAAAUAGUGGUGACAAGGAUGCCGAAGCUAAAUUUCAAAAAUUAAAGGAAGCCAAGGAGACAUUAUGCGAUCCGGAGAAGAGGGCCAAUUAUGAUAAAUGGCGCAAUAGUGGCAUUGCCAUGAGUUACAAGAAUUGGUUGGGUAUGAAAGAGCACGUUGGUCAGGUGAGAAGAUACACUAUAGCGGAGAAAGUGGAUAAAGAGUCCAUGCAUUGGGCCACACCUAAGACUAAGGAUCGUAUGUUGCCCGAAACAGCUGCAGCCGCAGGAGCUGGUGGCAGUGGUGGUCUUUCCGCUGCCUCACCAAAUCCCGCCCAUCGUCGAGCUUCAGAGGGUGGUGCUGCCCUCUACUAUGGCGGUCGUAAACAAGAAUGGGGCACUGAUAAUUCUGAUGUCGCUAAUAAAUUUCGUAAUUAUGAAAUUUAAAGGAUUGCAAAGGCAAACUUUCCAGGAUGAUUUAUACCAAAUAAUGAACCAAUUUUAAGAGAACUUGUAUUUAGUUAAUUUUCCUAUAAUUUUAAAGAAUUGAGGUAUUUCAAAUUUUAAUGAAACUUUUUCCAGAAUAUCAUUGAAAAAAAUUUUAAUUAGACAGAAAAUGAAAAACAUACAUAUAUCAAGAUUCUAAGAAACCCAUAACUAAAUGUUAAAAUUUACAGAUUAUAAUAAAUAAAUGUUUAUAGAUGUUUUACUUAAUAUUAAAUUUUUAAAAUAUAUAUUAUAUUAAACAAAUAAAUAAAUAAAUACAUACAUAUGUCAUAUUAAA
Messenger RNA from Lucilia cuprina (Australian sheep blowfly), 1146 nucleotides. RefSeq names its product J domain-containing protein (gene jdp). The record is from RefSeq and is a predicted model, not a curated record. NCBI's taxonomy places the organism in Eukaryota, Metazoa, Arthropoda, Insecta, Diptera, Calliphoridae. The transcript is spliced from 5 exons. The coding region runs from base 243 to 809 and encodes 188 amino acids. Gene Ontology annotation, cellular component: cytoplasm.